UUAUCACAGAGGACUGACUGAAAUGGGUGCAAACAUGCUGCUGAAAAGUGGAUCUCUUCUGCUGCUUGUUUUGGUUGCAUCUGCGUUUGCAUCAGAUCAAGAACCUGCACAACCAAGACGAGCUCGGUUUUCAGCCAACAGCCCUACUGAUGUUGCCCGCUGCUUGAACGGUGCGAUCCAGGUGGGCUGUGCAAGCUUCGCAUGUCUGGAGAACUCCACCUGCGACACUGAUGGCAUGCACGAAAUCUGCAACAGCUUCUUCCACACAGCUGCAAUAUUCAAUACAGAGGGUAAGACUUUUGUGAAAGAAAGCAUCAGGUGCAUUGCCAAUGGCAUCACUGCCAAGGUUUUCCAGACCAUCAGGCGUUGUUCCACCUUCCAGAAGAUGAUUGCUGAAGUGCAGGAGGAAUGCUACAAGAAACUUGACCUGUGUGAAGUGGCCCGAUCCAACCCUGAAGCCAUCGGUGAUGUGGUCCAGGUGCCGAGCCACUUUCCAAACAGGUACUAUAGCACACUUCUGCAGAGUUUAAUGGAGUGCGACGAUGACACCGUGGAGGUGGUGCGAGCCGGAUUGGUGUCCAGACUGGGCCCUGACAUGGCCACCCUCUUCCAGCUGCUACAGAACAAACCCUGCCCAUCUGAACCUGCGGCAGCCGGGCCUAUUGCCAUGGAUGGCCACGGUGCUUUCCGCUGGCCUCCCAUGUUCAAGAUCCAACCCAACCUUCGCAACCGGGACCCCACGCACCUCUUCGCCAGGAAGCGUUCAGUUGAAGGGAGCUCUUAGAUGGCCGCACAUUCAGUUUGUUAACAGCUCCCUAUUUGCACAGUCAUGCGUACUGUAAUACUGAUAAGAGGGUAAAUAGUUAUUAGUGCAUAUAAAAAUACUUAAAAAUUAUUUGCUUACAUGUAUUGGAUACUUCAACUGCAUUACAUUGAAUUUACAUCCCACAAGUCAUUUAUUGCAUAAUUUACUUUUAUUAUUAAAUGUUUAUGGCCUAGUGCAUUUGGAUGAUCUAUGUAGAUAAAUGACCCCUGACCCGUUAACCAACUUGUAGUGGCAGGCUAAAAAAAUAUAUUUAUUAGUGUUCAUCGAGUAAUUUAUAUUUAUUUUUCCUACCAAAUGUAAUUUAUAUAGUUUACGAUUGUUUGUUUUAGCGUUCCAAAAUUCUUUAUUCUUUAAGAGAGAAAAAAGAUUUAUGUGGGGAGAUAAGUUUCUUAUGCUGGUCGUAGGAAAUCUUAUAUAGG
This is a messenger RNA of Paramisgurnus dabryanus, 1245 nucleotides long. It is a transcript of the gene stc1l, whose product is annotated as stanniocalcin 1, like. The record is from RefSeq and is a predicted model, not a curated record. Gene Ontology annotation, biological process: intracellular calcium ion homeostasis. Gene Ontology annotation, cellular component: extracellular region. Lineage: Eukaryota; Metazoa; Chordata; Actinopteri; Cypriniformes; Cobitidae. Gene Ontology annotation, molecular function: hormone activity.